Molecule: messenger RNA, 246 nt
Organism: Triticum turgidum subsp. durum (durum wheat)
Lineage: Eukaryota; Viridiplantae; Streptophyta; Magnoliopsida; Poales; Poaceae
Source: the annotation of a GenBank genome assembly
AUGGGCUGCAACGACAAGUGCGGGUGCGCCGUGCCGUGCCCCGGCGGCACGGGCUGCAGGUGCACCUCGGCGAGGAGCGACGCGGCGGCGGGGGAGCACACGACGUGCGGGUGCGGCGAGCACUGUGGGUGCAACCCGUGCGCGUGCGGGCGCGAGGGGACGCCGUCCGGGCGGGCGAACAGGAGGGCCAACUGCUCCUGCGGCGCGGCCUGCAACUGCGCUUCGUGCGGCUCGACGACCGCCUGA